Theileria orientalis strain Shintoku is the source of this 2466-nucleotide messenger RNA. RefSeq lists its product as hypothetical. Bases 1 to 2466 code for a protein of 821 amino acids. NCBI's taxonomy places the organism in Eukaryota, Apicomplexa, Aconoidasida, Piroplasmida, Theileriidae. The record is from RefSeq and is a predicted model, not a curated record. The transcript has 9 exons.
AUGGUAGCUUUUUCAACUUUGCCUCUAAUAGGCAUCCUUCUACUUAUAAAUUCCUAUACAUUUUUAAUUAACAAGAAUAAAUCAAAUUGUUUCAAUAAUUUGGGCCUGAAACACAAAAUAUUAGUCGGUAUUGCGGUUCAACAUGACGAGCCGUUUAUACUUACACAGUCUUUGGAGCCCGGUAAACAGAACGAACUCGUGAUAAAUGAACGCGAAACUCACGGAAUUAACAAAAUAAUAAAGGAUAUAGAAAGGAGAAAUAGUAGAAAUGACCCGAUUUUCCCGGUUGGCUCAAUAGUGUUUGUGAAAAAAGGAAAGUUUCGGUGCUCGCGCGGAACAGUUUUGUUCAACAAACCGACGGAAAUCGCUAAGCCCUAUGAAGUGCUCCUAGCAUUAGAUUGUAGAAACUACGAAGGAAUAGUUAAAGAGGAUUUGUCAAUGGAUCACGGAACAAGUCUGUGGUUCAGCGAGAAGGACCUGUCGGAGGACGAGAUAUAUUUUAAGAAAACGCCGCCACUGCUCUCCUCAGACUACGUGCCAAUAACGAAACACCGAUACAUUAAAACGAGCAGAAUAUACAACAACACGCUCAUCAACUGUUUAAAAUAUAAUGAAAUCGUUUCGACGUACAAGGAGGCAGUUAGGAAUAAAAAAACGGACCACUUCACGCCGGUGAUUGCAUAUUCACAGCUGGCGCGCUCGUUGAACAUAUUUAGCACGGAGUGCCAGGAUAACAUCAUCAAGGGCACGCACGAAAAGUACGUGUCGUUCAAAAAGGUGUUGAACGAAAAGGUAGAUAAAAAAUUUAUUGAACAGCUAGUCGACGACGUCCUGCAGAGUGUGAGGAACUCGGAGCUGACGAUGGUUAACUACUCGUGGAUACUCUGGGCAACGACGAAGUUCGACUACUACGACAUAUUCAGCCAUAAGUUCCUGACGCUCGUGAAGGAGGUGCACAGGAGUAUGACGCUGGAGGGGCUGAGAGCACUGGACAGCACGUGCCUCUGCAACGUGCUCUUCAGCUACACGCGCUUUAACCCGGAGUCGAUCGACCACAUAUACAACAUCUCGAAAAUACUGACGACCAUUCCAAUGGAAAAUGCGAAGACGCUGCCCCUGAACCUAAUGCUGAGUGUGUUCUACAUUAAAAACCUGGACCCGGGGAACCUGCUGGAGUACCUGACGCAGUACAUCCUGAAGUACCACUACAAGAUUCCGAAGUCGGAGGCGAUCUACUUCAUAAGGAGCCUGCAGGACUACAAGACGGUGCCGCCGCAGGUGAUGGACAAGUUGUACGCAAUAGCGUUUUCGCACGAAGAUGAAAAGAGUAGAGUCUUCAGCUCAAGCGACUUCUACAACCUGCUCCUGUGCUCAAUACGGGACAAGGAGAUGUUCACGCUCUUCGAGAAGGAGGUGUACCUGUCGGACACGAUGCUGGAGCCCUACGCAAUGCUCAAGUCGCUGCACGUGCUGUCGAGAACGAACUACAACAAAAUGACAACGUGGAUACUGGACAAGGCCAUUUCAAGCAUCGAGUACUUCUCGGACCUGGAAAAGAACAGGUUCUUCACGUCGACGUGCAGAGUGGCGAACGUGCCCAAACAGCUAAUCAACACGCUGUAUAAGUACUUCAAGACGUACAUAAAGCGUAGGUUCCAGAAGCCGGACCUCAUAACGUUUCAAAUAUUCCUGAGGUUCAUAAAUAAGCACAACCUGGGAACGAGAGACGAUAUACUAGGAAUUUUGGAAACACUGAGCACGAACAAGUUCAACUGGAACCUGAACAACGCGAACAGGUUCCUGCUGAACCUGCACAUACAGUCGCAGAAGCACGACAUAAACGCGCACGAGCACUACCCGGAGUUCAUCGAGGAGGUGGUCUCCUACGUAGCGCCGGAUAAGAAGUACCACAUCAACGAGUACGCACACCUGAUAUACUGCAUAUCGGAGGUGGCGCCGAAGCUCUUUGACAAGGCGGCGGAAAUAGCGCUGAGGUACAGAGUGAACAGGAAGAUUACGGGCGAGGCGGUGAGCAAGGGAGUGUUGAACCUGGCGCAGGCGCUGUACAACAUAGGUCUGAGGUUCUCAAAGGACUUCAACGACUACUCCUGCAUGAAGGUAAUCAGCUUCAACAACAGCGGAAAACCCUGCACGGGAAAGCCAGUGUCGACAGCGUGCUACGAGUUCCACAACUCGCCCAGAUGCAGCCAGUGGUCAACGAUGUUCCUGUACCUGCUAGUCAGAGGAGGCUUCAUAACAGUAGUUAACUUUCCGAAGAGAAGGUUGAUAGAGUUUCUGGCGCCAGUGAAAAAGUACCUGUCCAACUUUGAUCUGAGGAUACUGAGAAUGUCAAUGGACUACCUAGGCGUCGAAGACCACGAGCUGGAUGACCUGAUCAGGAGCGUCCCGAAGGGCAUAAAGGAGUUAACAAGACAAGAGUCAGUGCCAUCAUCGCCAAACCUAUAA